AUGCCUGCUUCCUCAUGGGUCGAAUGCUCGACCUGCUAUUAUGUGAGCCUUCACCUUGUCGCCGCCUCGUUUCCGGUCCCCUCGUUAACUCAUCUUGUUCGGGAUGGAAGCGAUUGCCGCAGCGGGCGCUCUCUACCGGGGCUGGCCUCAGCAACAAUCCAACUCGGCACAGCUACCUUCCAAUUCUACCAACAGCUGCGUUCCCUCCACAAGGCAAUCAAGCAAGGCAGAAGUGACCUCACGACGGCUGGGAGGAGACUGGGACAGCAUGAGACCUUCAUCGAGGAACUCAAGUUCAACUUCGGCCGCAUACCCGACGGACAGAUCAGCGACGGCCUGCGCGACCUCUUCCGACAGUGCAUAUCAAACUCCGUGGACGAAGUCAAAGAGUUCGGAGAACUGCUACAACACGUAGGAAAGAACCGGUUUAAGGGGAAGUCAUUGCAAGCAAUCGAGACGGACACUCGCCUUCGCUUCAACGAGGAAAGCAUACAGAAGUAUUACAACCUCCUAGACACGCAGAUGGCUCGGUUUCUCUUCUUCGAGACAUCUGCGCAAAGCUCCCGCAUGACUGUCGCUGUACCCGGCGUCGAAGAGACACUCACACGACAUGAAGUGAAAGCCACCGCCUUCUAUUCCUCAUUCGAAUCGACCAUGCAGAGCAUAGAAGCAUCCAUGCUCUCCCGCUUUGACGCUAUCGCGGAGGAUGCACGGUGUGACCGUGACGAAAGAUUCCAACAGGCAACAGGAGCUGUGGGUCGACGACUUAAAUUUCCCAGGUCGCGCCGACCUGCGAGAUAUACUGACAACGAGCAUUCACACGAAUUGAUGGAGUAUGGCAGCAAUUUUCAUUCCCAGCGGGAGUAUCGCACAUUUUGCUGUCGGGUCACGGUAAUGAACCAUUAUCCAGACCCCAGAGGAACCUCGAGUAAAAGCUCAGCAUUCGCUUAUACUGUGAGGUUCGAGCCUUUCAGCUGGAUCUCCAGAAGUCUAGUCGAAUGGAAAUGCUUCAUCAGCGUCAGUGGAAGUGUACCUCUCCUAAUGCUGUCCUCUGUGGCUGGCACGGUUUGCGAGGAUGUCGCCGUGCUCGACGCUCUGGGUUUCAUCCCCUGCAAGCAACGGCAUGCCCGACGGAAGUAUAAAGAACUCGGUGACACGCACUGGCAUGCGAAGAUCCCAGACUCGAAGAAACUCAGGGUCUUGCUCGAUACGAGGCGUAUUUCACACGCGAACAUCCUAGACGUGCCGGAUGUUCGAGGCAAGCGAGAUGUGCUUACUGCAUACAUAAACCUUCUUGAAGAAUUUGAUGACAUGCUAACCAGAGUCAAGGUUCAUCGACUUCCACCAGUUAUGUAA
Molecule: messenger RNA, 1356 nt
Organism: Anthostomella pinea
Lineage: Eukaryota; Fungi; Ascomycota; Sordariomycetes; Xylariales; Xylariaceae
Source: the annotation of a GenBank genome assembly